CCGUCCACUCCCGGACCCGUCGCCGCCUGGCGUCUCUUAGCAACCCUUUCUCGCGCCUGCGCCCUCGCUGAGGUUCCGGUUCCGGGGCGCGCCGCAAGAUGGCGGCGGCCGGUGAGGAGACGGAGGCAACGGACUGGGCGCUGCCGCCGGAGGUGGAGGUGCUGGAGUCCAUCUACCUGGAGGAGCUGCGGGUGGUGCGCGGGCAAGGCAGGUGCGAGGCGUGGGAACUCAGCAUCACCCUGCACCCCGCCACGGCGCAGGACCAGGACUCCCAGUACGUCUGUUUCACCCUGGUGCUCGCUGUGCCCCCACAGUAUCCCAAUAAAGCUCCGGAAAUCUCAAUCAAGAACCCGCGGGGUCUGUCAGAUGAGCAAAUUCACAAAAUUUCCCAGACCCUCAGAAGCAUCGCUGAAGUCAGGCUGGGGACAGAGGUGCUCUAUGAACUGAUUGAGAAGGGGAAGGAAAUUCUUACUGACAACAACAUUCCUCAUGGCCAGUGUGUGAUCUGCCUCUAUGGAUUCCAGGAGAGAGAAGCCUUCACAAAGACCCAGUGCUACCACUACUUCCACUCCCACUGCCUGGCCCGCUAUGCCCAGCACAUGGAGGAAGAGAUCCUUAUGCAGCAGGAGGAGAGAGAACAGCACCUGGCACUAUCCCCCAAACAGGAAGUCUGUGUGCAAUGCCCUGUGUGCCGGGAGACCCUCAUCUAUGAUCUCAGUGCUCUGAAGGCAGCACCGCCACCGCAGCACCCACUGGAGCCAUACAAGCCCGAUGCCAAGACACUACAGCAUCAGGAAGAACUGCGCUUAAUUUUCAAGAGACAGCAAGAGAAAGGGGGCAUCAUUGACCCUGAAGCAGAGAGGAACCGUUACUUCAUUAGCCUCCAGACGCCUCCAGCUGCUGUUAAUGCAGGCCAAGCAGGCGCUGCCCCUGAGCUGCCAGUGAGUGCAAGCACUGUGGAUGUGCCCCAGCCACCUAGCCAAGCCUCGGCUCCAGAGCCACCCAGGGUACCAGAGGGCAGGGCAGAACCCAGGCGGCCCGAGAAGCCUGCUGUGCCUAGAGAGCAACAAAGUAAGAGGGAGAGGUACAGAGGGGAGAGGCCAGGCCCCAGAGGCCAGGGGAGGCAGUCAUGCAGUGCUGUGCAGGAGCCAGCAGAAGAAGCAGGUCAUUUGCUCCAUGGCUCCAGGGGGCCCAGGAGCUUCAGCCACAGACCAGAGCGGCGACCUAGUGGGAAGCACAGCCAGGAGUUAACAAAGCCUCACAGCAGAAGCAGGGCUGCUGCCUUGGCUGAAAGAAAGGAAUUGUGUCCCGAAGGUCCCUCACCAGUAACAGAGGCAGUGGACUUGAAAGAGGAGCACCGUGAUGUGGAGAGAUGGACCCCAGAGGAGGGGACUGAGGCCCCGUCCAGGGAGAAGAAACUGGUGUUCGACCACAGAGCAGCUCCCAGCCGGCAGGGCCACCACAGGUCCUGGGAUUGUGGGAGGUGGGAGAGGUCCAGAGCCCAGGAGCAUGGUUCCUACCCCAGAGUGCCAAGAGGACAAGGGACAUUCAGGCCCAGUGGACGACAAGAAGCCCAUCUUGAGAAGGAGAGUGGCUCCUAGCAGGAGUGGUGAGGAACUGGGCUGGGGGCGGGGGUGGUAUUUCUGGGAAGAACAGUGAAGUUUUGGUGGAGCAGUAGCAAGCAGACACUAUACCCCUUGGGAGAGGGAUGAGGCAGUUAGCAUAUGGUACAGCUUGGGACAGGCAGCGUCCCUAGGAUAUGUGCAGAGUGAAGCAUCCUGACAUGACCUGUCACCAGCAUUGGAGAAGCUGAAUCCUGACAAAUCAUGUCAGCGUUGGUCUUGGAGGACCCAGGGGACAGAGGAAGCCUUGACUAGGGACAUGCAGCCAUUAUCCCUGUAUGUGAGCUGUCAAGAAACAUGCAUACCUACAGAGCAAAUGCGCUGAGCUCAGCAUAGUGCCACAGCAGAGCCAGAGUUGUGGCAGGACCUUCCCUGGAAGUCAGCAUCCCAGCAAAGCUGCAGUGGUGCCAAGUGAUGAGGCUGUGCCAGGGCAGCAGCCUGGAGCUCAGCUUGCUGUAUCCCCCAUUCCUUCCUAAAGCACCUUCUGAACUGCUGUCUCUUGGUGAUAGUAUCACUUCUGCUGCAGCCCUGACUGCUAUUCAGCUGCUUUUGUGCAGGCAGAAGCUGAUGGGAGAGACCUGGGAAGAGCCCUCUGCUUUGCAACCUCUUUUGGGAUCCCCCUCUAAUGCCAUGCUGCUCUUGGAGCUCACCAUAGUUUAGAAUAAAGACAAGCCACAACGUCUUGGAUACUCUUACCCACUUUCAUCUUCAAGCUAACCCUGCUUCAAAGAAACGGGGAUUGGUUGUUUAAACUAACUUGGUGCAGUUACUUCUGCUGCACAGAUUUCAGCAGUGUCCCACUCCAGAGCUGUGACUGGCAAUCCCAAGCCUCUGAAGUGGGAUACUGCUAUUAAAUUAAUUUGUUGCUUCUUUUCCAGA
Molecule: messenger RNA, 2501 nt
Organism: Pezoporus occidentalis (night parrot)
Lineage: Eukaryota; Metazoa; Chordata; Aves; Psittaciformes; Psittacidae
Gene: RNF25
Product: ring finger protein 25
Exons: 10
Coding region: 99-1601 (500 amino acids)
Biological process (GO): protein ubiquitination
Cellular component (GO): nucleus
Molecular function (GO): protein binding; ubiquitin protein ligase activity
Source: RefSeq, a predicted model, not a curated record